AGACAAGUUUUGUUCAAGAAGGCACUGUUUCCAAAAGUUAGUAUGAUUCCCCCUGGAAUUUUCUAAGGCGACUUACCUUGGCUUUGAGAAGCAUCUCACAUGAUUUUUUCAGCAGAAACCUUGCUGCUUAUUUCUCCAGUCAAAUAUGUGAAUAUAAAAAUGUGUUUAAUUUUAGAAACAUGAUACUUUCAGUUUGUGCAAUAAUUGACAUUCUCUGGCUGACAUACAGGGAAAUUACAUUAAAACGUUAUUUAAUUUCAUGAUAAAGGCAUAAAUUUAAUUCUGCGGCAAGUAGUUAAAAUGUGCCAUAUGUAAUAUAGCCAGAGUAAGGCCAUAAGCCAAAAAUGGAAUGCAUUAAAGCCCCAGGGCAGUUAUAAAAAUGCUUGAAGAGGGAAAAAAAUCUUUACCUCCUACCCAAGGAAUAGAACAUGUUGUUUGGCGAGCAGGGGUGGGGGGCAUUGCUGCAGAUGGGGAGGGUGCAGUUACUGAAAUGGCUCUCUUGCUUGUAGCCACCCACCUCUUGUGUAGGAGGGACCCCUGUGAGAAUGCUGAGGGAAGGAUCUUGGAGUCCAGGUGUCUUGAGUGGCUCUUGAACAACCUGAUGACCCACCAGAGUGUGGAACUCCUCAAAGAACUCAGCAUAAACCUCAUGAAACAGCUGAUUAGUUCCUCUAACCUGUUUGUCAUGCAAGUGGAGAUGGACAUUUAUACUGCUCUAAAGAAGUGGAUGUUCCUUCAGUUGGUGCCUUCUUGGAAUGGGUCACUAAAACAGCUUUUAAGUGAAGCAGAUGCCUGGUUUUCCAAGCGCAGGAAAGAUUUUGGGGAUGGCAUCUCAUUCUUGGAAAGUGAACAAGGAAAUGCAUUUUUAACAGUGUUCAGACAUCUGAGGCUGCAGUAUAUAAUCAGUGAUCUGGCAUCGGCAAGAAUUGUUGAGCGAGACAGCCUGAUCCCUGCAGACUGGCUGUCCUCUGUUUACAAACAGCAGUGGUUUGCCAUGCUCAGAGCAGAACAGGACAAUGAUAUUGGGCCUCAAGAGAUUAAUAAAGAGGAACUAGAAGGAAACAGUAUGCGGUGUGGCAGAAAACUUGCCAAAGAUGGUGAUUAUUGCUGGCGAUGGACAGGCUUCAAUUUUGGCUUUGAUCUGCUGGUCACAUACACCAAUCGUUACAUCGUCUUCAAACGCAACACACUAAAUCAGCCCUGCAGCGGCUCAGUCAGUUUGCAGCCCCGGAGGAAUAUUGCUUUCAGGCUGCGACUGGCUUCUUUUGAUAGCAGUGGGAAACUUAUUUGUAGCAGAACUGCCGGAUAUCAGAUACUAACCCUCGAAAAAGAUCAGGAACAGGUAGUGAUGAAUUUGGACAGUAGACUGCUGGUCUUCCCUCUGUAUAUCUGUUGCAACUUCCUGUAUACUUCCCCAGAGAAGAGAAAAGAAAACGAUGGACAGUCAGAUAACCUAGACAGCUGAGAGUGACAUUUGAAACUUCUUUGCAUGGUUGCUUUAACUUGGAAGCUCCUGAUGCACUGAAAGAAAAAUAUCGAAAUGGCCUUAUAUACUGAAGCAAGGGGGAGGGGAAACUAUGAGAUUCUACCUAUGUCAGAAUACAAGCCCCAGCAACUCCAGCUGGUGUGACUAACUAGUGAGGUAUGUUGAGAGCUGUAGUUUUGUGACAUUGUGAACCACAGGUUCCCCACCCCUGCCGUAGCAGAUAAAUGCAACUUCCACCUCAUGUCUAUACAUUCCUAUGCAUAUCUGAAUAGCUGAAACUACUUAUGAUGACCUCUUUUUUCCUGCGAAUUCUCAGCCCCAGAGAAUGAUAAAUAUGAGGAUUACCACCAGAUUCCUGACAGUACAGAAAGAAUUUAAACACAGUUCAUUAACUGGGCUUGCUUAAUUAAAGGGAAUAGGAUGAUACAUCUAUAAAGCCCGUGUUAACUUAAGUGUAACAUACUAUUUUUAUUUUAUGGCCUCUUGAUUUGUUCUUCUGACCAAGCCCUUCAUUGUUAAGGGUCAGUUAUUGCCUUGGUGAAAUCUCUUUGUUUCUGGAUUGCUUUUAAUUCAUUAUACUUGUAAAUAUUUCCUAUUGAGUUGAAGCCUUUCUAUAAUAUAUCUUGUUUUGUUUUCAAGAAAUAUAUAUUUUUAAACAUUGGAUGUAUUUUUAAAGUCAUUCUGUAGAAUCUGGCUGCCUCAGUUCAGCAUUUUUAAUACAUCAGAACUCAGACCCAUCAUUUCGUUAUUGGAUAUCUGUUUUUACUUUUUUACUUUUUGUUUUUUGACUUUAAGCAAAAAAGCACUCCCAAACCAUGAAGUGACUGAGCAAGUCUCUGCUAGUCAGGUGGCCAAGUCCACCCCCAAAGAGAAAAGGGGCUGUAGCUGAGAAUUGCAUUUUGACCCCUGGGGUUUCUCUGACACUUCUACUCGGUUGUCAGAAGGGCCAACCGGGUGAAAUUCUGGAUCCUAUGUAGCUUUAAAGGCACUGAAGUUCCAUGUGUCUGCAUAUACACACAGCACAGCAACAUGUCUCAGGAUUGCAGCAAAUAUCCUGUUGAAGCCAAAUGUACACCAAUACAAGCAUUUGAAAGCAUUUUAGUUACUGGAAUCAAACUCAGCGGGAAUAUAUAUCCCAUGUUCAGGAAUUUAGAACUUUUGAGUGCCUUUUGAGUUGUAUCUAUAUUUGAACACUUUCUUUACCUUGCUUAAGAUAGAUUGCUGUCAAAAACUGAAACGUAAAGAAUUUGUGUCUUGAAUUGGUGUUUCAAAAAUAUAAGUAACUAUUAAAACUGAUAUAUAAACUGUUAUUUGGUUUGUACAUACUUUUGAUGGUUGGGAUGGUUGUCCAUUGUCUAUCCUUACAUACCUGUUGGUAGCAUAUUUUUGUAAUACUUAAUGUGCUAUGAAGAUAAAAUAGCUUGUUCAGCACAGUGAAACAAUGACAAAUUGAAAAUAAACCAUCUGCAUUUUAGAA
This is a messenger RNA of Python bivittatus (Burmese python), 2963 nucleotides long. Lineage: Eukaryota; Metazoa; Chordata; Lepidosauria; Squamata; Pythonidae. The record is from RefSeq and is a predicted model, not a curated record.